This is a messenger RNA of Paramecium octaurelia, 883 nucleotides long. The record is from the annotation of a GenBank genome assembly. NCBI's taxonomy places the organism in Eukaryota, Ciliophora, Oligohymenophorea, Peniculida, Parameciidae.
AUGGAUUAAACCAAUUCCAAUCUAAUCAUAAUUGCUCCAGAACACUCUUAUUCAAUGAAACUAAUUUAGUGUACAUCCCUAUUUUAAUAUGUUAGAUUUAAUCAGACAUUUCAAUAAUGAUGAAUUAAUUUUUGAUAAGAUUGAUGAAGAUCAUCAAAGAAUUGGGACUUAACUGUAAUAAUUGGCAUCAAUUUAAUAGUUUAAUUAAUACCAAAUAUUAUACAUGUGAUGUAGGUGUGCAUACAAUAAAUUACAAUUAUUUUAAUUAAGAAAAUGCUUUGGAAUAAUUAUAAAAACUCAAAGUAGACGGCGUAUUAUUUAUUGUUGAUGCCAACAACAUGAGUGGACUCGACUAAUUCAUUAAUUUGUGUGAUCAAAUUCUAAAUGAAAUCUAACCUGGUCUUUAGGCCAUUAUCUAUGAUAGAAAAGAAGGAACUAAAAUCAAUUUGGAACUUUUGGAAAAUGAGGAGAAAAAAUUAGAAAGCUUUGUUGAAUAAAUUUAUUUAGACUUAAACAAUCCACCUAUCAAACAAUAAAUCAAACAGUUAUCUGAGUAGGCUGAAGAAACCCUUGGAUUUCCAAGAAUCAUUGAAAUUAUGGAAUGCAACACUUGGACAUACAUGAGACCCAAGGCGUAGGAAAAGAAGGAGAACAUUAGUAAAACGAAAGUGAGUGAAAAACAGUCUCAAGGCCUGGAUCAAUUGGAAUAUGAGGACGAUCAAUUUGCACAAUUGAUGCAUGAUAUGACCAAGAUUAGGUGUAUAAUUUAGAUCUAUUGUGUAGGACUUCUAAAAUGACAGAUGAGGAGAGAAGGGAAAAAGCUGCCAACCUCAUGAGUUAAUUAAUGAAUAUGUGUCAAGAUGAUGACGAAGAUGAUAUGUGA